GGGGUGUGUUAGGGUGCAUGUGUUUGUGUCUGAGAGUGAGUGUGCUCAGAGACUAGAGCGUAGCUUUAGGUUUUUUGGUUUCAUGGUCUCCAGACCUGACUGUCCAACAUGAACCUGUUCUGCUUCACGCUGGAGGGAUCCUCCGAAAGCAUAUAUGAACCAGUGAACAGCCAUACACUCAAGGAAUUCUUACCCAAGUCUCAGUGCAGUUCUGGGAGUCUGAGAUGCAAAGCUGAGUGGGGCGGCUCUGAUCCAUCCAUCAACUCUGACAAAAAUCACACUAAAACCAGACCAAUAGGAGAAAACAUAAGGUCAUGUAAGGCAAAGAUAACCUUGGAGGAUGAAACAUUUGUUUGCAGCGACAGCGGGGUGUUAACAAGACAUGUCCAAAAGAAGGAGAUAGUCUCAGAAAGAAGAAGGACAGAUCUACCAGCUCAGAAUGGGGAAAAAGGAACAGACUCUGAUGAAACCAUCCAAACCACAGGAAAAUUAAAAAAGUUACAAAAUCUAGUACACGUAAAGAACGGACCUAAGAAUGUUAAUGACAACAACACAAGCUCAACUAAGAAACACGCAUGCAUGGAGGAAGGGGUGAGACACCACAGCACAGGGCUAACAUGCAUCAGCCUCUCACGAAGGACAGAGAAGAGCUCCUCUGAAGCUGUUUCACCAUCACACCCACAUCAACUACAACAGAACACCAGGAAUUCCAAUGAAGAUCCAACAGAAAGAGGGUUCUGGAGCCCAAAGAUGGGACAUUAUAGGUGGAAGCCGUUUGAGUGUCCAGAGGCCUGGCCAUUCCAACAUACAUGCCACCAGGUUCCACAUCAACUGUGCACCCAUAGUGGCAACAGCUCCUCCCCGCCCUGGAAUUCGGACUGGGAUCGUUUUGAGAGUCUGAUCCAGGAGCUGGACCAGAAACAGUCAGAUCUGUCUCUGUCACACAUGAUCCGUUCCCUCACAGAUAUGCAGUGCUCAGAAAACACAAACAUAUAUAUGGAGAACGACGAAGCAGCAAAGAGGGAGACUGGCCACAGAGGAACAUGUACCAAAGGACACAAACAGUCCAGAAGCUCCCUGGAAAGCAUUUACAGCCAAAAGAGUGGGCAAAGCUCCUCCAGUGGAGUCACGAGUGGGUCGAACUGCUCCAGCAACAGAGAAAGCCUGAGGCUGGAGGAUGAUCUGAUGUUCACACGGCAGUUCUGCUGCCGAGCAAGAGUCCAUACAGAAUUUGUGCCAAGUCUGUACGACACAGAAUCGCUCACACUCAAGGUGGGAGAUAUAAUUGAUGUCAUUGCCAAGCCCCCCAUGGGAACAUGGACAGGUUUGCUGAAUGGCCGAAUAGGAAACUUCAAGUUUAUUUACGUGGAUGUGCUAACACACAGUUCUGGCACAAACCUGGAUGAAGUGAAAGAGACAUCAGCAGUACAGGAAGUGCUAAAACGCCUCAGUUUAGAGGAAUAUUUCUCAUCUCUGCACCUGAACGGUUACCAAACAGUAGAUGACUUGAUGAAGCUGAGGGAGAGCAACCUGGUGGAGCUGAACGUCACUGAUCCAGAACACCGAGAACGUCUGCUCACUGCUGUUCACUCCCAGCAGCAACUGGACUCUGAAAUGUCCAGAGAUGUGAAGGGAGAUAUGAACAGCUGUCCAAGAGACUCGGGCUGCCUCGAGACAUCUGACAGCCCAGAAAACUGCACAGAGGACACAGACCCUCAUUUCCUCCCUGAAUACACUGCAAUGUCAGAUAUAUUAGUCUUGUGAAGAGAAUCAUUUUUGUUUUGCUAAUGUUCAAAAUGCUUGGGAAACUUGUAGUUUAUUUCUUCAGUUGCACAUGUUCUGUAAAAUGAUUUGUUUUUUGAAAUAAACAUUUGAUGAGUA
Girardinichthys multiradiatus is the source of this 1881-nucleotide messenger RNA. It is a transcript of the gene samsn1b, whose product is annotated as SAM domain, SH3 domain and nuclear localisation signals 1b. The record is from RefSeq and is a predicted model, not a curated record. The coding region runs from base 109 to 1764 and encodes 551 amino acids. NCBI's taxonomy places the organism in Eukaryota, Metazoa, Chordata, Actinopteri, Cyprinodontiformes, Goodeidae. Gene Ontology annotation, molecular function: protein binding. The transcript has 12 exons.